UCUCCCCGGGUCGACGAGCACAAAAAGCAAGCGAAGCCUGUGGCAGUAGGGCAGCCACAAAAAAAAACCAAAUCACAACACACACCAUGGUGAUGGAGGAGGCCAUGGACGGUGAGAUGAGCUUGUCGAACAUGGUGCUGGGCUUCUUCGAGGAGGCCGACAGGGAGCGAUGGCCGGAGAACGACGACGAUGACGAGGGCUCCAGCGGCGGCCACGCCGCCGAGAGCAAGGCCUUCUGGCAGGCCCAGCACUCCCAGCUGCAUGAGGCUCUGGCCAAGACCAGCCCGGCGGAGAGCAGGAUGCGUGGGGACACGGAGGAGGCUAUCAAGAACAUGCGCGCCGCGGCAGCCGCGGCCUGCUCCUGCACGGGACGGGCGGCGGUCGGGGACUGCCGACGCUGCAUGCUUCGGCACGUCGCCGAGCGGCUGCGCGACGCCGGGUACAACAGCGCGCUCUGCAAGUCCAAGUGGACGCGCUCGCCGGACAUCCCUUCAGGUGAGCACAGCUACGUGGACGUGGUGGUGCAGACGAGGAGCGGCAAGGCGGUGCGGGUGGUGGUGGAGCUCAGCUUCCGCGCCGAGUUCGAGGUGGCGCGCGCCAGCGCCGGGUACCGCGCGCUGGUGACCGCGCUCCCUGAAGUGUUCGUCGGUCGCUCGGACCGGCUGCGCGCCGUGGUCAAGGUCAUGUGCGCCGCGGCCAAGCAGUGUAUGAAGGAGAACAACAUGCACAUGGGCCCAUGGAGGAAGCACAAGUACAUGCAGUCCAAGUGGCUCGGCACGCACGAGCGGACGGCCGCUGCCACCGCCGCGGCGACGCCGGUGGUGGCCGCAGUGGUGACGGUCGGCUCGCCAGAGAAGCAAACCAAGUUCAUGGGGUCCAUCCUGAGCCUCGACUUUGCCCGGACAGCGGUCGAGGUCGUGUGAAUUGUGAUGCAUGCAUGACGUGGACGAGAGCGACGGUGAGCUGCAGUGUAGUAGAGUACUAGAGUGAUUCCUCAGAUUUCAGAAAACCGAUGUUAAAUUGGCAGUCAAUCGAGCCAGCUCGUGCCGUGGUAAUAUCGUAUACCGUCACGUACUGUAAGGUAGCUGCAAGUUAUGAAUUGUUACUGAAGAAUGUCCCUUAUUGGAAGGGGAUAAAGGUGAGUUUCACUCGCAGGCUUGCAUUGAUAAGUAUAGCCAUCUGGAGUGCCAAAGAUCUGAAGUCCUGAAGAGGUAAUGUGACAAUUAAGGCGCUCAGAAUAAACAUUCACUUGUAAUAGACAAUCGAAUCAUCGUCGACUAUUACGUGCUUUACAAACUUA
Messenger RNA from Phragmites australis (common reed), 1300 nucleotides. RefSeq lists its product as uncharacterized. Bases 87 to 923 code for a protein of 278 amino acids. The transcript has 3 exons. The record is from RefSeq and is a predicted model, not a curated record. NCBI's taxonomy places the organism in Eukaryota, Viridiplantae, Streptophyta, Magnoliopsida, Poales, Poaceae.